AUGGUUGAAAAAACUCCAGGUACAACAAAACAGCAGUUACUCGACGAUGUUGAGAAGGAAGCGAUUUCAAAGAUUCCGAAUUUGGAUAUUGCACAACUUCGUUUUCUGCUGUCACAUCCUGAUAUUGAUUCGAAAGUGAAGAGGGAAAAGUGGGAAAAACUUAUUGAACUGAUCAAGGAAAAUGAAAUGGGACCAUAUUACAAACUCGUCUGUGCUGACAUCGGGACAACCAUGGAUGAAUCAUUAUUUACUGAGUUAAGGAAAGCAAAUGAGAAGCGUUUAAAAGAAAUAGACGACGAGAUAGCAGAUGCAGAGCACAACUUAGGGGAAAGUGAAGUACGACAGGCUUACCUUCGCAAAAGCGAAUAUUUAUGUAAAAUUGGUGAUAAAGACUCAGCAGUUGCAUCGUUUAGACAAACAUAUGAGAAAACUGUCGGCAUUGGCUACAGGAUUGACCUUAUUUUCAACCUUAUUCGGCUCGGUCUUUUCUUUUUGGAUCAUCAACUGAUAAAUGCAAAUAUUGCUAAAGCAAAGAAUCUCAUGGAGCAGGGUGGAGAUUGGGAGCGAAAAAAUCGUCUUCGAUCCUAUGAAGGUCUUUAUAAAAUGUCGGUGAGAGAUUUGAAGGGAGCUGCAGCACUUUUUCUAGAAGCUGUGCCAACGUUUGGUUCAUACGAACUCAUGACUUACGAACAACUUAUAUUCUAUACAAUUAUUUCGGCUGUGUAUGCAUUAGAGCGUCCUGAUCUACGCACAAAAGUUAUCAGAUGCAAUGAGAUUCAAGAACAGCUUACUGGUGGUGGUGAAAACAAUGAACUGGUGUCUGUGAGGCACUAUUUGGAGGCUUUUUACGGAUGCAGGUAUGAUGAACUGUUCGCGGUGCUUGCGAAAUUGGAAGGAGAACGAUUAAAAUUUGAUCGUUAUUUAGCACCACAUUAUAAUUUUUACUCGAGAGCAAUGCGUCUUAAAGCAUACGAACAAUUUCUUACUCCGUAUAAAACGGUCCGUUUAGAUAUGAUGGCAAAAGAUUUCGGUGUUUCGAAGGAAUUUGUUGACAAAGAGUUACAUCGACUGAUCGCCACUGGUCAGCUGCAUUGCAGAAUAGAUGCUGUCAGGGGAAUCAUAAUAAUGAAUCAUCCUGAUACUAAAAAUCAUCUUUAUCACAGCGUUAUCAAGGAUGGUGAUAUUCUCUUGAAUCGUAUACAAAAGCUCGCACGUGUGAUUAAUGCCUGA
Cercopithifilaria johnstoni is the source of this 1230-nucleotide messenger RNA. Lineage: Eukaryota; Metazoa; Nematoda; Chromadorea; Rhabditida; Onchocercidae. The record is from the annotation of a GenBank genome assembly.